AUGAGUCAAGAUACACGAAAUAACACAUCAAUAAACGACGAUGGGGGCUCAUCUUCGAAAGAUCGACCAGAAGACAUUCAGCGUCUACUUAUAGAAAUUCUUAACUCACAAAAACCCAAAGCCUCGCCGAACGCUCAGACAAAAUUGCUAAACACACACAUUACUAAUGAGGAUGUUAGCUUUAUCAAAGCCGCGAACGAUGUCGUGAAACUUCAUCAAUAUCGGGUUGAUCCGACGAUAAGGGACAUAUUAAGCAGGCUUCAAUAUACGCAUCCAUCACCAGGUAAUACUCCGCAUUCAAAGGAUUAUUUACAGGCUCUAGGUUUGGGUUCGCACAUUUUGGCAGACAGGAUAAACUCCCCUGACAAUAACACAUAUAAUCCCAAUCAGAAUUCAACCCAAGCAGGUCCCUUAAGAGACUGGCAUUCAAUUCUUUCUCCUCUUAGUCCCCAAACAACUGCUUUGCCGACUAUUGCUGGUCAAUCUUCAACGGCUAACUCUAUACAGGUGUCUGGGCAAACGGCGCUUCCACCACUUCGGAAUCCAACUGUUCAACUUCCACCUUUGAACGGUUCAAAUACUACGGGACGUGAUACACAAACAAGAAUAUCAGGUCAGACAAAUAAUCAGGGUGAGUUGAUAGGGCAACUCGUUCAUACAAUCAAAAAUAUGAACUCUUCCCAGCAACAAAACUUAGUGAAAGGAAUCGCACAAAUGCUUUUAGGCUCUCCUACAAAUUCACAGGUCAAUACUCAAUCACUAACAGAGAAGCCAUCAAAUAUGACUUCGCUGGCUCAAAGGCCCCAGCCACAAGUACAAAAGCCAGAGUUACAGGCUCAACAAAUUCAAUUUCAGCCGGGAGGGGGUGAUUUGGGAUUGCAAAAUUUCCGAACAUCUCCAGAUGCUUCGAGUACAUCUAUUUUAGCACGGGGAACUUCCCCAAUUAGUUUUGAUUCACAUCAAAAUUUCUCAUCAUCAAGAGCGCCAAAUAAUAAUAACGGUUACUCUUCACAGUUUGUUCUUGAAACCCCGACCACAAAUAGCAUGAUCCGAAGCUACAGUUCUACAUCUGCAUCUAGUAACACAUUCAAUGGUAGGUCCGAGUUUUAUUCGGGAUCAAAAUUUAAUUUGAAGACUAAUGCUAAGACCAGGGGUGGAUCUCACAAGAAUGCCGGAAUAAAUAGUUCACGGAAGUUUGUUUGUCCAAAAUGUGGUGUUGCGUUCAAGAGAUCUUCAGAUUUAAAAAGGCAUGAAAAAAUACAUCUUCCAGUGCCUCCAAAUAUCUGCCCCUUAUGCAAAACCGGAUUUGCGCGUAAAGAUGCUUUAAAGAGGCAUAUAGACACUAUGACGUGCCGUAGAAAUCGGAAAAGACUGUUGGAGAGUUUAAAGAAGAAGAAGACCAGUCAAAGUAAUGAUGCUGCAUCUCACAGCUAA
Messenger RNA from Brettanomyces bruxellensis, 1434 nucleotides. RefSeq lists its product as uncharacterized. Gene Ontology annotation, biological process: regulation of transcription by RNA polymerase II. The record is from RefSeq and is a predicted model, not a curated record. The transcript has a single exon. Lineage: Eukaryota; Fungi; Ascomycota; Pichiomycetes; Pichiales; Pichiaceae. The coding region runs from base 1 to 1434 and encodes 477 amino acids. Gene Ontology annotation, molecular function: DNA-binding transcription factor activity; RNA polymerase II cis-regulatory region sequence-specific DNA binding.